This is a messenger RNA of Monomorium pharaonis (pharaoh ant), 3351 nucleotides long. Its product is annotated as protein rolling stone. Lineage: Eukaryota; Metazoa; Arthropoda; Insecta; Hymenoptera; Formicidae. Gene Ontology annotation, cellular component: membrane. The record is from RefSeq and is a predicted model, not a curated record. The coding region runs from base 515 to 1477 and encodes 320 amino acids. The transcript is spliced from 3 exons.
AUGGGUGAAUUACCAACUUAAUUGUCUAUAGACAUGGCGCAUGCGCAUCAGUAAAAAGUAGCGUGUUUUACCAUCACCAGUAAUUCACAUACAGUCGUUAGUAUUGGUUGGUAUAUAUUCUGUACAACUCACGGAGGUGAAACAGUAUCAAGAAGCCAAAUAACUAAUAUGAAUUCAAGUGAGACUAGUAAAUUAUGGAAAGCAAACAGCAACGGCUAUAACCGACAAAACCAAGAUACCUCUGAAUGUGAAAUUUUGGAGAAUUGCGAACUGCUGAUAACACAGCUUCAAACCAAUGUUAAGAAUCCAUUCAACAUUACGGACACAGUUUCCUAUAAUGUGGGGAUUUCUCGGUGGGGAGCAGGCCCACUAAGGUUCAGAAAAGGAAACUUCGCGCCGGUGUUCACCCCGGGAUUGAUAUUGAUUGAGAACACGCGGGACUAGUCAGUCGGGUAGUCAGAAACAGAACGUACGUCGAGCAGAAGACCGAUUGCUGAGAAAAAUAAAAAAAGAGAUGCCUCCUGAGUGCGAAGAAAUCGAGAUUCGUGAUAUAUUGGAAAAGAACGACCACAUUGAACAGGCUGUUCCGACGAAGUUAUCCGCGCUAUGCGGUCACCGCGCAAUGGUGAGUAAGUUCUGGUGCCAUGAGAUUGGGCGUAGGUGGAGGCAAGUGGCUAAGCAGGAGCCGCAAGCACGUGUGUUCUCCGAACCAAAGUGUAAGUCGUACGUGGACAUCUGGUAUCUGUACUACCGCUGGAUCGUCUUCCUCAUCUGGACCGUCUUCGUCGUGUGUUCGAUAUUUGAAUUCGGCAGCUACAAGCCGCUGAUGCAGCACGAAAAAUGGCCAAUCUAUCUGACCAACUGGGACAUAGUGUUGGGAUUUACACAAGCGUUGAUUGGCGGUAUUCUCGUGUCGAAGCGAUGGCGAUUGCAGAAGUUACCUGGCUUCGAUCCUUGUGGUCUCAAAUUGGAAUUCACCGAACAACUAUAUUGGUUUCUAUACGUUGUCACGACCAACAUAGCAAUCGGCGUAACAGUGUGCUACUGGUUCGCUGUAUACAAUCCAGAAAUACAUCAGGUGGACCCUCUCAAUAUCAUGAUGCAUGUGUGCAACAGCGUGUUGAUGGUGAUUGAUUUAUUCGUCACCAGUAUACCGUUUCGUCUACAGCACUUCUGGUGGUGCCUAUCGAUCGCCUUUUUUUACGUAAUCUUUACUAUAAUUUAUUAUUUUGCUGGAGGUCUCGACAAAUAUGGCUGCCAUUAUAUUUACAAAGUCAUCGAUUGGAAGAGACCGAUGCGGACGUCGCUCGUUUGUAUUGGCGGUUUGACGUUCGUGACGGUGCUACAUUGUGUCCAUUGUAUGCUGGCGAACAUCAGAGACCGAAUCUAUCGCAAGACUGCCGAGAAAUUCAGUAAACCUGUGCAGAUGAACACAACAGAUAAACCGUUUCCAGAGAAACGAACAGAAGUAGUCUAAUCGAUAAAAAUUAUAUAGAAAUGUUUGUUUUCAUCAGUCUAAUAUCCUUCUGGCAUAUAUGGCUCUGAAACAUUGAAACAGUAUGAUAUUUAAUAAGACAAGGCAAUGUAUCUUUUUGAUAUGAUUGCGCCUGUGAAUACAAUCCUUUUCUAGUAAGUGAGCUUUCUGUGGUCAUUUAACUUGUUUAUAAAAAUGAUAAAGUAUUAAUAGGAUAUUAAUAUACAAACGGGAGUAGAUGAUUUCUCAUAUGACUCCGAUCUUCAUCUUUAGUAAUAUUUCUAGCAAACUAGAAAGAAAAUUAAUGAUUAUUGAUAAUAGUAUCAAUAUACCAAUUACAAAGUCAUUCCGAGAAUUUAGAUAUUUUAUGAAAAAUUACUUUUAUUUAGUGGAAUUUAUGUAAUACUGUAGCAGCCUGACAAUAUUUGUGAAUACUUUAAUUUGGUUUAUUAUAACUGUGAUUGUCCGAACGCGUGCAAUUGUUUGUCAUUUAUGUAGAAAUUAAGUUUACAUAUCUCUUCUUUCGUUUUUUUUUUAAGGGGACAUAUACGUUUGGAAUUACAAAAAAGGCAUUUUUCAUAAAUUUUUUUAGAGCCAAGAGACAAACUAUAAAACUGGGACUUUUUGCAUAAUAAAGUACACCUUUUGUAAUUCUCAUACAAAUUUUAUUACAAUGAUUUUGUAUCCAUCCAUUUUGUAAAAAGGAAAUGUGUACCAUUCUAUUGUUACCGCUUUUCCGCGAUACUGAUUGAUUCUCUCACUGUAUUUCGUAUUGCGAGAGUAACUAUCAUUGUUAUUAAAUUUUAACAGCUGUAUAGAUGGUUAUCUAUACAAUUAUCAUUGUAGUUUAUUUUUAAAAAGUAAAAAAUAAAAGGUUAAAUAGCGCGCAUCUAUGUAAGAAUUACAAAAGGUGUACUUUAUAAUGUAAAAAGUCCUAUUAUAGUUUGUCCCUUGGCUCUGUAAAAAAUUCAUGAAAAAUGCCUUUUUUAUAGCUCCAAACGUAUAUGUCUCCUUAAACAGUUGAAAAUUUUACUAAUGACGAAUUCGGUUGGAUUGCACCAGUGCGCCCUCGUUUAGUGCAGUUUAGUUCUUCCCAUUCUAAAUACAAACCAACAGAAUACGAAACACUGAACGAGGGCGCACUAGUGCGCGCUGGUGCACCUAACCGAAUUCGCCAUAAGAAAAACAAACAGUACUCACACAAACAUUCCAUUAUAUUUAAAUUAAGCGAAUCAGUAUUCUUAUUUUGUAUCUAGUGUGACAUUACUUAUCUACAUUUUUGUAAAUUAGAAAACGUUGAACGCAUUUUUAUAUUUAAAUAAAAAAGUUAUCACAUAUUUUGUUUUUCACAUUUUUGAAUUCAUUUCAGAUUACAUGCAAAUGUCAUGUAUAUUUAAGAUAUAUACAUUUUCUUUAGCAUUAGCUAAUAUUCUUACUAACAUUAAUCACAGAAUCAACGUUGUAAAUUUUUUUAUACUUAUCAAAAUUCGGAAUUUAUAAUAAUUUUAUGUUUGUUAUCUUUAGAUUAAAAAAUUUGAUACAAAGAAUUAUUAAAUAAAACACUAAACGAAGAUAUAAAAAAAAGCAAAAUGCUUACAUAAGGAUGUACAUACAAUCUAGAGCGACAUUAAUGUAUUGUAAUUUAAUUUAAGAAAGAUUUAUUAAUAUGUAGAGCUCAAUGUUCGGUGUGUUUUCAUACGAUAGUUCCUAUUUAAACUAUUUUGUACUAUUGAUGCAUCUGUGUGCUGUAUGAUUGUAUGUGCAGCCAAAUUAUUGCAGCAAAUAAAAAUCUUUUCUAUUACAGAUAAAAUGUAAAUUACGCAUAUCAUAAGAUAAAGCUGUAGUGUAAAAUAAUUAAGAAUUUGCAUGUGUUUCUA